Molecule: messenger RNA, 4545 nt
Organism: Scylla paramamosain (green mud crab)
Lineage: Eukaryota; Metazoa; Arthropoda; Malacostraca; Decapoda; Portunidae
Product: beta-1,3-galactosyltransferase brn-like
Exons: 4
Coding region: 211-1278 (355 amino acids)
Cellular component (GO): Golgi membrane
Molecular function (GO): hexosyltransferase activity; UDP-glycosyltransferase activity
Source: RefSeq, a predicted model, not a curated record
GUCGAGUUUAGGAGCCGUUCCGUUGCAAAGACUGAAAUCCGCAGAACAUAAACAGCUGUGCUGAAGUCGCGUUGGGUUAUGGCUCCCAGGGUUUUUGGGCGCGGUGAACCAGAUACAACUUGAGAAAGAUCUCUGGGAAAUGUGCCAGAUGCCUUUAGUUGCUGUUUCAGUUGGAAUUUCCAGUUACAACAACAGGAUUCUCUAAAACUGAUGAUAUGUUAUCGCAGGACCAUUAUGUUAAGAAGACGUUCUUUGCCAUGGAUCUGGCUCGGGAUUUUAUGUACAUUUUUCUAUCUCAGUGGGCUGUACCAGUAUCUGGUGGCCUGGUCUUACUCAGAGUAUUACACACAUUGGGGACCCUCUCAUCCCUUGCCACCACUGAUGGCCCAACUUAAGACAGGAGAAGAGGCCAAGGUGAAACCUGUGAAUGAAUUUAUGUUCUCUUACACAUACUUGAAUGAAAAAUGCAAAGGAAAAGAUUCAGUGAGAUUAAUGUAUGUUGUGAAGUCUGCACUGGAAAAUUUUGAUAAAAGAAAUGGAAUUCGUAAUUCUUGGGGAUUUGAGAGUCGCUUUUCAGAUGUAGAAAUUAGGACAGUUUUUCUUGUUGGUAUGAAUUCACCAGAAUCAAACACACAGAAACAAUUAGAAAAGGAAAUAGAAGAACACAAAGAUAUAAUACAGGCUGAUUUCAUUGACUCUUAUUUCAACAAUACAAUAAAAACUAUGAUGGGAUUACACUGGACGUAUCAUUUUUGUCAUAAUGUCAAGUAUUUUUUGUUUGUAGAUGAUGACUAUUAUGUAUCCACCAGAAAUAUGUUGAGAUUUUUGAGAGAUCCCAGAAAUUAUCCUCAGUAUCUUGAGAAGUACAUUGUGACAGCAGUGAAUGAGUAUAUGGAAGACCUGUAUGCAGGCUAUGUCUUCCGUGACUCAUCCCCCAUUAGGUGGGUAUUCAGCAAGUGGUACAUAUCACUGGAUGAAUACCCCUACUCUAAAUGGCCUCCAUAUGUGACUGCAGGAGCAUAUGUAUUAUCCAGGAAGAGCUUGGAGGAAUUGUACUUUGGCAGUAUUUACACCAAUAAUUUUCGAUUUGAUGAUAUAUUUCUCGGAAUGGCAGCAAAGAAGGCAGGUAUUAAGCCUUUCCACCACAAGGAGUUUUACUUUUACCGCAAGCUGUAUGACAAGGAAGGUUUUAAGUGGGUUAUUGCCUGCCAUGGUUUUGAUAACCCCCAGGAGCUUCAGUCAGUGUGGAAUGAGCAAAGAUCUGCUGGAAAUGCCUAACAAAAUUUCCAGAUACAAAUGUAUUGCUAUAUUAUUUACAAGAACUUAACCUGAUGUAAUUCCAAAUCUUAUAAACUAUUGUUGUAUACCAUUAUGCAUAUAAAUUUCAUACUUGUGUUAGUUCAAAUCCAAUCUCAUAUCUCAAAAUUGAUGAGUCACUGAGCUUGCAGUAAGACAUAUUUGUGUGUCAUCAAGUUUGUGGCAUUGGUGGGUUUGUCUUGUGGAAGCAAGUUUUGUAUUUUUAUAUUCCCUUGUUUGUUUAUUUAUUUAUUUAUUUGUAUUUUUACUCUAAGCUAUUCUUGAAGAGUGAUGUUAGGCUUCUUUAGUGUAGGAGCCAUCAAUGUAUGAUUAUUGUACUUUAAAUUGUAAAUGUCAUGUAAGAUUUUUGGUAAUUGUCAGUGAGAAAACAAACUUAGUUGUAUUCAGAUUCAGAUAUGAAAUCCUUUAUUGCCAAUACAGUGUUUUAGGGCUGAUGAUAUAACUCAGCUGAGCACCCAGGCCUUGAUAUAGGCUGUGGCACCCUCUAGGUAAUUCCACUCAAUUUAUCCUACUACAGGUAAACUUGGAUAGAAACAUCUUUGGGUAAACCAUUCAAGUGUUUGGCUGCGAUUACCCUUGCCCUAAGUAUUUGUUCUUGAUAGAGCAUGCUGUAGUCAGUCAUGUCUUCUUUUUCAGAUUGUGUUAUGAUUUAAUAUCACCAGUGUAUGGGUGAACCUUUUUUCAAAUUUUAGUUAUGAGUGAUUAUUUAUUGGCAUUUCCCCUGUUUUCAUUGCUGUGUUAAGAUGCUUUAUUGAGCUUCAUAUAGCUUCCUCCAUUUAAUGUGUACUCAUAUUUUCAUGGAUUUUUGGUAAUGAGUAUGUAUAUUUGCCAUGGCAGUAUUUUAAAGUAUUAUGUAAAAGCUUUAGAAAAUAAGGUGCCAGGUAGUACAACAUUAGAUUUCUUAACUUAUAGUCUGUUUUUGCAAUAUUAUCUCUGCUGAUUAGGUAAUGAUAGAAUAACUGCUGUUUAUCGAGCCUUCUAGAGAGUCAAGAUUUAUACAUUUCCAAUAUUUUUAUGAAUACCAAAUACUCAAAUGAAAUUUUGGCUUACAUUUUCAAAGUUGGUUGUAGAUGCAUCAGUUACAUUUUGGUGUGGUAGAAAUUUGUGCAUGCCAAGUAAAUGAGAUGCAUUGAAAGUAUGCCACAGAAUGAUAGCAUCAAACUGAGUUUCUAAUGGACAUUCAUAGGGUAGCUUAUAUUGUAUCAGAUAUGUUUACACAAGAUUUUCCUAGAAUGUUUAUUAGAGAAACUGCUAUACUCUUUAUCAAUUUUGAAAAGCAAAUUUCAUGCAGAUUUUGCUUUUGCCAACUGAUAGCAUAGCAUCUUCAUAAGAAGCAUGGUUAUGUGCCUCUUGCUUGGCCAUGUUACUCUUUGUCCAUCUUUAACUAUGAAACCUCCCAGCAAGAGGGAUAAUGUAGAAGCACAGACUUUUCAGUCCAUGGACUGGAAUCUCCUGUUGAGGGCCAAAUCAGCUGAUUGCAGUGGAGGCCAGGAGCCAAGUUAGGCUCCACACACACUGCAGUAGCAACAAUGACAGUGUAAUGAUGGAAGUCAAAUUUUUUUUAAAUUAUUAUGUUAAAAACAUAAGAAAAAUAAUUAAAUAAUGUAGAAACCUCUAGUUUGAAAUGGAGAGGAUGAUAAAUCUUCUCUUCCUUCUCUUAUGUAACUUCUAUUUUUUUUCUCCACUUUGUUAAUUUCAUUCUCUUCCUUUCUCCUUUUCUAGUAAUUUUCAGCAAGUGAAUUAGUAAUUUAUUAAAUAUGUGAAUUAAUGAAUGUGUGACAUUAUUAACAUAUGCUUCUUUAAUAAGGAGCACAGGAAGAUCUAAGGGACACUUAAGUGAUGGGAUCCUUCUGUGAAAAGCCACUUGUUGAAUGUAUAUUAGUGCUUGGGCAUAAUGAUGGUGGGCAAGUAGAGAAUUACAGGUUCUCUAAAAUUAAAUUUGUAAUUACAUGAGUGUGUUCAAGCCCUAAACAACUGAAGUAAGACUACAUUUUAAAGAAAUGCAUGAUGAACUGAUCUCUAUAUCUGUAUUGGUUUUAUAUGUUUGUUAUUUUUGUAAUAUAAAAUCAGUUUGUUGGAAAAGGUCUGUGGUUUAUAUUAUGCCAGUUCACAUAUGAUAAUGUUAGUUUGAGUUAUGUUUGAGCCACAUGAGAAUUACUGGGUUAAUUAGCUUGAAAUUUCAAGGGAGGUUGCUUCAUUGAGAUUCAGGGAUAUUGAAAAAAGAAAUACCUAGAUCUAUACCUCACUGAGAUGGAAAAUGUGAGUAGUUUUUGGAAAAUUAUGGAAGUCCUGGCUUUGGCCUUCUUUGAAAAUCAGCUGCCAAGAAUGGAAAAAGUAAACAUUUGUGAUAAGUAUGAGGAAAAAUAUAAUUAAUGCUUCUUUUCCUGUAUCCAUCUAUGUACUGUAAUUGAAUUUUGAUGUAUGAAGGUAGUGUUUUAAUUUGCUGAGUCAAGUUAAGGCUAAACUUUAGGAUGGAAUUUUAGAGUUUCAAUACUGAGCAGAAAAGAGGGAGUAAGAGUUUGUAUAAAUUUGCUGUUUCUGUAAAAUUUUUAUAUUGCUGUAGUUUCUGGAAGGAGGGUGUGUUUGUAUAAUUCUGCAGUUUCUGGAAAGUUUGUAUAAUUUUGUAGUUUCUGAAAGAAAGGAUUGUGAAUUUAUUUAUAUAUGAUUUUGCACUUUCUGAAGUCAUUGAGUUUGUACACAUUUGUAUAUUUCAUUUUGAUGAGGCAUUCAAACAUUUCAAUGUACAAGACAUUGAGCAUGCUUGUUAGAACAUUAAGGCCAAGUUGUCCUGCCUUAUCCCAUAUACUCCACUACAUGUAUGUGUUUCUGUUUAUUGGACCAAAGUCCUGUGAGAAUCUCACAAAUUAACAAUAUGUUUUGUUAUACUGAUUUUUUUUUUUUUUUUUUUUUUUUUUUUUUUUUUUUUUUGCUUCUCAAUUAAUUUAAUUCAUGGUCAUUAUAUGUAUUGAUAAAAAAAAAAUGAUAUUAUAGUUCUAUAAUGAAUUAUGAAUGAAAAUGUUUUAUAAUAGUGAAAGUAAAACCUGAAGUAUUAGUUAUGGUGCUUUUCCAGAAAGGAUUACAAUGGAUGAAUUUCCAAUCCAUGGAAUAUACUGCGAGCUUGCCAAACUACUAUAGUGUAAUUGUUGAGAUUAUUAUUUAUUUGUUAUUAUUUUUUUUUAUUAAUAUUUGUUUUCACUAAAACACUAAUAAAGCUAAUACCAAGGCUUA